Molecule: messenger RNA, 5994 nt
Organism: Acanthopagrus latus (yellowfin seabream)
Lineage: Eukaryota; Metazoa; Chordata; Actinopteri; Spariformes; Sparidae
Product: anoctamin-4-like
Exons: 29
Coding region: 1-3441 (1146 amino acids)
Biological process (GO): chloride transmembrane transport
Cellular component (GO): plasma membrane
Molecular function (GO): chloride channel activity; protein dimerization activity
Source: RefSeq, a predicted model, not a curated record
AUGCUGGAGAAUGAGGCAGGAGCAGACAUGCGACUGGUCCGUCAGAUCAACAAAGGUAUGAAGAUCCAGGCCGGGGGAGAGAACAUGGGCUGCAGCAAGGUCGGAGAAAACCCGGAGAACCAGGUCAUCUGUUUGCAGUGUCAAGACGAGGUGGUGCGGGUUUGCCCGGGGAGUCCGCGCAGUCCCCGCCGCGCCGUCGCGACGCGCCUCUCCUCCGGAUCCGCAGACCGUGAGCCCAGCAGUAGCAGCUACAAUGUCUCGUCCGGAACCUUCUACAGCUGCGUCAGUCAGAUCACCAUCGGGUUUGACCUCGGGGGUCAGGUGGCCAUCGGGUUCUCCCACUGGAAGAGUCCCUUCCCGGCGAGCGGCCAGAAUCUCCCCAGUCCGGACUGCGUUCGCUCUGAGGCCUCGGCCGUCCCGCCCAGCAGCGAGCAUCUCGAGCCGGUGUCCUGCCCGGCGUCGCUGUCCAUCACGCCGCUGCCCACCCUCAGUGCCAGUCAGGAGACGCUCUGCGACAGCAGCACGAGCGUGAGUGUGUCUCUACAUGGGUCUGAGCCCCAGUGGCGGAGCCUCCACCGACGAAGAGUCCCGCUGCAGCCCUCGGCCUCAGGCUACCAGGCAGCGGACAGACCCCUCGCCUUCUCCUCCAGCGGGAAGGCCGACAUCAUGGAGGAAUCCUCGGCUGAAGUCCCGGACUCCAGCACUCAAGACGACGUGCCUCCCCUCGCUGUGAAGGACGUCAAUGUGCUGCUUGAGAGAGAACGGUCAGAAGGCACCAGCAGUCCGUCCAGAGACGACGACUCCACCCUGCUGAACCCAGGAACCCACAGCAGCAUCCUGGAGGACAACACGAAGUCUGAGUCAGGCCUCCCAGAGGGGAGGAGUAAGUCGUGCGGGCUUUGCUUCAGCGAUGGAAAGUGCCGCAUCGACUACAUCCUGGUUUACAGGAAGUCCAGCUCGCAGUCAGAGAAAAGGGAGAUAUUCGAGCGCAACAUCCGCGCAGAGGGCUUGCAGAUGGAGAAGGAGGCCUCUGUUACGAACAGUGACGUGAUUUUUCUGAAGCUUCACGCACCGUGGGAUGUUCUCUGUCGCUACGCAGAGCUCAUGAACAUCCGCAUGCCUUUUAGGAGGAAAAUCUUUUACAUGCAUCGAAGGCACAAGUUCAUGAGCAGGAUGGAGAAACGCAUCAAUAAAUUCCGCGGGUGGCUUCCGCGCAAGCCCAUGAAGUUCGACAACGACACCCUGCCCGACCUGGAGGAGAACGAGAGCUUCACCGCGCCCUUCAGUCGAUCGAGGAUACAUCAUUUCAUCAUCCACAACAAAGACACUUUUUUCAACAACGCCACCAGAAGUCGCAUCGUCCACCACAUCCUCCAGCGGGUCAAAUAUGAGGAGGGUAAAAAUAAGAUGGGACUCAAUCGUCUUUUGAGCAAUAACUCGUAUGAGGCAGCUUUCCCGCUUCAUGAGGGGAGAUACCACAGCAAAAACUCCAUCAGAACACACGGAGCAGAGAACCACCGGCACCUGCUGUACGAGUGUUGGGCCUGGUGGGGGGUUUGGUACAAGUACCAACCGCUGGACCUCAUCAGGAGGUACUUCGGCGAGAAGAUCGGUCUGUACUUCGCCUGGCUCGGCUGGUACACGGGGAUGCUGUUUCCUGCAGCGCUGGUCGGCCUCUUUGUGUUCCUGUACGGCCUCUUCACGCUGGAGCACUGCCAGGUCAGUAAAGAAAUCUGCCAGGCCACUGACAUCAUCAUGUGCCCCAUCUGCGACCAGUACUGCCCCUACCUGAGACUGUCAGACAGCUGCAUCUACGCCAAGGUGACCCACCUCUUCGACAACGGGGCAACUGUUUUCUUUGCUGUAUUCAUGGCUGUUUGGGCGACAGUCUUCCUGGAGUUCUGGAAAAGACGCAGAGCUGUCCUUGCAUACGACUGGGACCUCAUCGACUGGGAGGAGGAGGAGGAGGAAAUACGCCCCCAGUUCGAGGCCAAAUACUCCAAGAAGGAGAGGAUGAACCCCAUAUCUGGGAAGCCCGAGCCUUACCAGGCCUUCACCGACAAAUACAGCCGCCUCGUCGUCUCAACGUCUGGGAUCUUCUUCAUGAUCCUGGUGGUGAUCGCCGCCGUGUUCGGCAUCGUCAUCUACCGCGUGAUCACCGUCAGCACCUUCGCCGCCUUCGGCUGGGCUCUCAUCCGGAACAACUCUCAGGUGGCGACCACGGGGACAGCGGUCUGCAUCAACUUCUGCGUCAUCAUGCUGCUGAACGUGCUGUAUGAAAAAGUUGCUCUUCUUCUCACUAAUUUAGAGCAGCCGAGGACAGAGUCAGAGUGGGAGAACAGCUUCACCCUCAAGAUGUUCCUCUUUCAGUUCGUCAAUCUCAACAGCUCAACUUUCUACAUCGCCUUCUUCCUGGGAAGAUUUACAGGCCGGCCCGGUGCAUAUCUCCGCCUCAUCAAUCGCUGGAAACUGGAAGAAUGCCAUCCCAGUGGCUGUCUCAUCGACCUCUGCAUGCAGAUGGGGAUCAUCAUGGUGCUAAAACAGACCUGGAACAACUUCAUGGAGCUCGGCUACCCGCUGAUCCAGAACUGGUGGACCCGGCGGAGGCUGAGGAGGGAGCACGGUCAGAAAGCCAAGGCCGGCUUCCCUCAGUGGGAGCGAGAUUACAACCUACAGCCAAUGAAUGCCUAUGGACUCUUUGAUGAAUACUUAGAAAUGAUUUUACAGUUCGGCUUCACCACCAUCUUUGUGGCAGCGUUCCCUCUGGCGCCUCUCUUGGCGCUGCUCAACAACAUCAUUGAGAUUCGUCUAGACGCCUACAAGUUUGUCACGCAGUGGCGACGACCACUGCCUUCGCAAGCCAAAGACAUCGGGAUCUGGUAUGGCAUCCUGGAGGGCAUCGGCAUCUUGUCUGUCAUCACCAACGCCUUCGUCAUCGCCGUGACGUCAGACUUCAUCCCUCGCCUUGUUUACGCCUACAAGUACGGACCCUGCGCGGGUCAAGGCCGAGCAGGGGAGGGGUGCAUGAUGGGUUACGUCAACGCCAGCCUCUCGGUGUUCCAGGUGAAUGACUUUGAGAAGAGAUCACAGCCCAGGACCACUGGCUCCGAGCUGAUCGGAGAAGCUGUGAAGUAUUGCAGGUACCGUGACUACAGGGAGCCUCCGGACUCCGCCGAGCCGUACUCGUACACUCUGCAGUUCUGGCACGUCCUGGCAGCCCGGCUCGCGUUCAUCAUCGUGUUCGAGCACAUGGUCUUCGCCAUCAAGACCCUGAUCGCGUACCUGAUCCCCGACCUUCCCAAGGACCUGCGGGACAGGAUGCGGCGGGAGAAAUACCUGAUCCAGGAGAUGAUGUACGAGGCCGAGCUGGAGAGGCUGCAGAAGGAGAGAAACGAGAAGAAGAAGAAGAAGGACAGGGCCCAUCACAAGGAAUGGCCCUGAACGCACCGACUGGGUAUCAGCUGGUGUUCGCUUGUCACUGCACAGUGGAGGGAGGAGAGGAGCACUGGGUUUCCUGCAUGAUACUGGACCCUCAUACCUUCCUCUUGCCACGUCAGACCAGCACCUCUUAGUGGACAGUUGGUGAACUGCAUCCAGCAGGGCCCCUCGGUGACCGCAGAAGCCCACGUGUUUGCGUAAACUGACGUCCUCUCGAACAUUUGGCAGCGGGGUUUUGCUACUUUGUUUUUCUUUUUUUCCUUUCAGUUAGUUUCUACCACUUUGGACUCACAACAGCGUAUGUCUUCAGAUCCUGAAUGUAGAUUUCAAGCAAGACUAAACUUUUACAGAUUUCUUGUUUUAAACAAGAGAAGUAACUCUUCCAGGCUUACUGAAUGACAAACCCUGUUUACAUUUCUCCUUGUUUGAGGAGCUCACAUUUUGCUUUAUUGUAAAUAAAGGUAUUUAAAAUGAAUGUCAGGCCGUGUGCUCUGCUAGAAACAUAGUGCAAUAAAAAAAACUAGAGAAUGCAAUUUCUUCAGAAAUUGCGGUGGGAUUGCUGGCUGCGGAAAAAAAAGCUGAGCUGUAUCGCUUGAUGUAUAACUGGGCGCUAAACUGCAUUGCUUGAAAAGCUGGUAGCUGAACCGUAUCGCUUCAUGUGCAGAUGGGAGCGCAAAAACAUCCCUGGAUGGAUGGCUGGGAGCCAAACUGCACUGCUGGCUUAACGUUACACGAAGGAGCCACUGAAGGAGUAUUAAUAGCUUGAAUAGUAUGAAGGGGAUCGAGGAUGCAAAUUAUAUAUUAUAGGUGCUGAAAUGAGAUUUAUAAGUGUAAGUUGAAUGUAUGAAGAUGGAUUCGAGGUGUCUUGGUUGGGCUGAGGGCCUUUCAGCUGAGAUCUAAUGCUGCGUUCCAGACAACUCAGAGCGAAGAAUGAAAUGUACGGCCUGCGAGUCCCAAAAUCAGACUUGCUACUUGUAAACUCACCAGUCCAUCUACCCAGAAUUCAUGAGGAAGCAGCUGUCUGACAUCACGCAACAGUGGCAGCACCCAAGGGAAGGCUGUAGGAUGCAUUUAUAGACAAGAUUAUUUGUAUUAGGCCAGCCAGUGGCAUAUUUAGACACGUUUCCAGAUAUACAAGGGCCGAAAAAUGAAACAGUACAAUUGCGCCUGUUAACCUCAUGCAGUGUUUUUCCACUUUUUUCGUUCAUUAAUGCAAGGAACUCCACACAGAUUCGAUUGCGUAGUGGGUUUCGUGAAAACUUUGAGAAUUUUAAACCUCUGUCCAACUUUGACUGGAACGCAGCAUAAGGUCAGUUGUGUAUGUGUGGAACGUGUCCUCCAUGUAGACACCAGAGAGUAGUAUAGACAGAACUACCACCCGUCCAUGGUCAGCUGUGAGUGCACUUGUCCAUUUGGGAAUGUGUCGAAAACGUUAUUCAGGCAACGUCAGGGAACUUAUUUCCGACUCAAGGUAAUUUAGGACGUCUGGUGCAAUUGGGACAAAAGCCAUGUCCACAAUUGGGGACAAACUGAUUUUUGGGGGUUGGGCAUGUAGUGGUCAUGGUUAGCGUCACAGGGAAAACAAAUGUAAGUCUAUGUAAAUCCUACAAAAGUGGCCUCGGUGAGUUGAGUGUGUGUCUGUGUCAUUGUCGUCACUAACGCCGGUGUUGCUGCCUUAAAGCCGUCUGUGAGAUACAACGCGUGGCAGCAGUUCCACCAAAAACGACACUCAGUUGUUUUGGGUUUUUUUUACGCAUUUAAGCACGAGCACGUCUCUCCUCUAUAGUGUAAAUGCAGUCUGGACGUAUAUGUUUACAUUCAUGAGUUCCCCCCAUGACUCCCGAGGGACUCCUGGGCCCGAAUAAUGGUCGCUUACUAGAGAUUCACGAGAGUCAGGGUGCGAUGAAAGGAGCCGAGACAGCAGUCGCAGUUCAAAGCGUUUCCGUUUGCGUGUUUGUCUGUGAUGAAGCUACAGCGAGUCUGAAUGCUGAAUGAGUGAUAGAUCGUAGCUCCUGUCACCUGCAGAGAGAGAGGAGUAGUUGGUGUAAGAUAUGUUCACGGUGUCAAAAGUUUGGGAAAUCAGCGCGAUAAAAGUCCUCCUCUCUGUUUUGGUCCUUAAAUGUCUGCUCUCGGUUAACACCCGGGUCAGUUGGGUGGCUCCCCUGUCGCUUUGAGUCUCACGGUGCAAAAACAAGAGAAGAUGCAAUAAGAAGAUACGUUGUUUGAAUGAAAACAUGUUGAAAAAGAGGACGUUAAAGAGAAUUUCUUGAGACGAAUCGAGCGGUUUAACCCCUCUGAGCAUGACAUAACCCACUCUAACUCUGCACAUUCUGGCCCGUUCAUGGGGGAAUGGGGGAUAAAUGAAAAAAAGAUUACAUUUCAGAAGGUAUGAAAUAUACAAAGUGAAUGUUCUCAAAAGUGGAAUAAGGAAGAAUGAGGACGAUCGACUCUGACUUCAGAUGGGAUUGCAGCUGUUGCCCAGCAAUCCCACCAAUCAAGAGACAAAAAAGCAGCGUAGGGAUCCAUUCUAUCCGAGCUGUGGCGGGCAAAAAAAAA